AGUAAUAGAACCCAUCAUGAGGCCCAAUCUUCAAGUGGAAGACUCGUCCACCAUUAGGGCUAGGAAGGCUCUGGAAGAACAACGCGAGCCAGAGACGCGCGAAGUAGUAGAGCUUCAAGAUGGCUGCAUAGGGACUGAAUGUUAACAGAACGCCAGCAAUGUGUUGCUGGACUAUGAUAGUAAGUGUUAGGUUUGAUGAAGAAAUUUGGAAUGCUGUUUCUGGAGGUGCCGUCGGGAACGGUAUGCUUCGUCGGGACGGACAUGCUGGAAAUCAGUGGAUACAUGGCACCAGAUUAUGCUAUGGAGGGAUUGCACUCUACUAAGUCGGAUAUCUUUAGCUUUGGGGUUCUAUUGCUUGAGAUUAUAACAAGCAGAAGGAACGCUGGCUUCCAUAGAACAAAACGUGCUCCUAGCCUUAUAGCAUAUGUAAGUACUUUUUGGCUGAAAUUAUCCAAUAAUUUUAUUGGAGGUAAUAUUGCGUUUUCUUGUUGAAUUGCGUAUUUCA
Tripterygium wilfordii is the source of this 505-nucleotide messenger RNA. Its product is annotated as cysteine-rich receptor-like protein kinase 10. Gene Ontology annotation, biological process: protein phosphorylation. Bases 196 to 492 code for a protein of 98 amino acids. The transcript has 2 exons. Gene Ontology annotation, molecular function: protein kinase activity; ATP binding. Lineage: Eukaryota; Viridiplantae; Streptophyta; Magnoliopsida; Celastrales; Celastraceae. The record is from RefSeq and is a predicted model, not a curated record.